CACAGGGUGCUGACGUGUUUCCGGCCAGCUCAGCGCGUUAGUGUUGGUAAAAACAGAGGCGAGCAGGUCAGCAGCUCCUCAGAACCUCCUCAGAAGCUCCUCACAGCUCCGCAGAACCUCCUCCACCCUCCAGAACCGCGCCUGGACCCUCAGCUGCUCUCAGCAUGGUGCUGCUGACGAUGAUCGCUCGGCUGGCGGACGGGCUGCCGCUCGCCGCGUCCAUGCAGGAGGACGAGCAGAUGGGUCGGGACCUGCAGCAGUACCAGAGCCAGGCCAAACAGCUGUUCCGCAAACUCAACGAACAGAGUCCCACCCGAUGCACCUUGGAGGCAGGAUCCGUAGCUUUUCACUACGUCAUCGAGAAAGGAGUGUGUUAUCUGGUGCUGUGUGAAGCAGGAUUCCCCAAAAAGCUUGCCUUCGCCUACUUAGAAGACCUACAAGCAGAAUUUCACGAACAGCAUGGGAAGAAAGUUCCUACUGUAUCCAGACCGUACUCCUUUAUCGAGUUUGACACGUACAUUCAGAAAACCAAGAAGUCUUACAUCGACAGCAGGGCACGCAGGAACCUGGGCAACAUCAACACCGAGCUGCAGGACGUGCAGAGGAUCAUGGUGGCCAACAUCGAAGAGGUGCUGCAGAGAGGAGAGGCUUUAUCUGCUUUAGACUCGAAGGCCAGCAACCUGUCCAGCCUGUCCAAGAAGUACCGCAGCGAUGCCAAAUACCUGAACACACGCUCCACCUACGCCAAACUGGCUGCCGGCGGAGUCUUCUUCAUCAUGCUCAUCGUUUACGUACGCUUCUGGUGGCUGUGAGGAAGAGGAAGAGGAAGAGGAGGAGGAAGAGAGGGGGCGCCGCCGCAGAUCCAGAGGACACAGCAGAUGUUCAUGAAGGAAGUGAACACGCGCUCGUCUUCCGCUGCAUGAGAACGCUCCUUCAUUCCUUCGAAGACUGACUGUUCAAUCCGGCACUUUCUCUCCCCGCAGUCCGUAGACGAAACUACGAGAUUAUGGGCCGGUUUCCUGGACUCCAGGGUUAAACCUAGUGUUGGUUUUGGUCUUAAAAUGUUAUAUUAGUUAUAUGUGAUUCAAUAAAAUACUAUUACGCCAGGUUUAGGAUUAGUUCUAGUCUAAGAAACCGGCCCGAUGUGAUUUAUUAAUGUUCUGUGUUUUAUUAACAAAUGUUGCUUGUGUUUUCUGUUAGUCAAUGGGUGGAUGUGCGAGUAAGUGAGUGAGAGUGUUGGUGGGUGUGUAUAUGGAUGAAUGGAUGGGUAGAGUGAUGGAUGAAAGGAUGGAUGGAGAUGUUUUAUGAUUGACAGUGAGAUGAGUUCAUGAUGAGCGCAUGAGUUCUUCCUGUCUCCACAAACCAGUUUAAGGAGUCUGCCCUAUUGUUGUGACCUUAACCUAAUACCUGACCCCAGCAGAUCUGAGAUCUCCCCCUAGUGGUCACUUAUAUAAAUAACUCACCCAGUUUCUCACUGUUUCAUAACCCAGCUAAGAGAAGCUAAAGGAGGAGGAGGAGGAGGAUGAUAAUGAUGUCACUGGGUGGUUUCAUCAGUAAAAUGUGUAAUACUCUCUGGUUUAUGCACAAAGUGAUUCACACGUUUCACAACUCGCUCACUCACUUAUUCCCUUACCCGCCCACUCACUCACUCACUCACUCACUCACUUACUCACUUACUCACUCACUCACUCACUGGGCCUCAGAAUGGAGUCAGUUCAGUUCGCUCUCUCCAUGUUUUUACCAGGUUCAGCAGUGAAAUAUUAAGCCACGCCCCCACAGGUUCAGACAUCAUCAGGGUGAGGUCCAAUUAGAAAUCGAAAAAUAUCUGUUGAGAACUGUUAGCUUACUGUUGCGUUCAGUGACAAUAAAGCGGUUCAAAGUUUAA
Messenger RNA from Astyanax mexicanus (Mexican tetra), 1885 nucleotides. RefSeq names its product SEC22 homolog B, vesicle trafficking protein b (gene sec22bb). Gene Ontology annotation, biological process: endoplasmic reticulum to Golgi vesicle-mediated transport; retrograde vesicle-mediated transport, Golgi to endoplasmic reticulum; vesicle fusion with Golgi apparatus. Gene Ontology annotation, cellular component: ER to Golgi transport vesicle membrane; endoplasmic reticulum membrane; SNARE complex. Gene Ontology annotation, molecular function: SNAP receptor activity. The coding region runs from base 165 to 812 and encodes 215 amino acids. The record is from RefSeq and is a predicted model, not a curated record. The transcript has 5 exons. Lineage: Eukaryota; Metazoa; Chordata; Actinopteri; Characiformes; Acestrorhamphidae.